Messenger RNA from Paramuricea clavata, 1941 nucleotides. The record is from the annotation of a GenBank genome assembly. Lineage: Eukaryota; Metazoa; Cnidaria; Anthozoa; Malacalcyonacea; Plexauridae.
AUGAUUCGUCAGCUUGGUAAACCUACAUGGUUCUGUUCAUUUUCAGCUGCUGAAACGCGUUGGAUUCAUUUGAUUAAAAUUCUUGGUCGUCUUAUUGACAACAAACACUAUACUGAUGAUGAGGUUAAGCAAAUGACUUGGCAAAAGAAGUCUGAACUGAUACAGAAAGAUCCAGUAACAUGUGCUCGAAAUUUUGAACAUAUGGUGCAACUCUUUAUUCACAAUUUUAUUAAAAGUUCAUGUCAUCCAAUUGGAGAAGUUGGCGAUUUUUUCUAUCGUGUUGAAUUCCAGCAAAGAGGUUCUCCACAUAUCCAUGGAUUAUUCUGGAUCAAAAAUGCACCCGAGUAUGGCAAAGAUUCUGAUGAAGAUAUUGCCAAUUUUGUAGAUAGUUAUGUUUCAUGUAAAGCUGACUCAAACGACUUAACUGACCUCGUAAAUUUACAAAGGCAUAAACACUCUAAAACGUGCAAGAAAAGAGGAAAUGCUGUUUGCAGAUUUAACUUCCCUUUACCGCCAAUGCCAAGAACUAUGAUUUUAGAGCCUUUGUCUGAGACUGAUCUUGAAGAAAAUGUGGCAGAUAUAUUAAAGAAAGCUUUGGGACAGAUACACUCACUAUUAGAUUCUAUUAAAGCUGGUGAAACCAUGACCUUUGAUCAAUUUCUCGAAAAGUUAAAUUUAUCAGAACACCAAUACCUAAAGGCUAUACGGCUUUCUCUUAAACAUAACACUUUGUUAUUGAAACGAUCGCCAGCUGAGAUUAGAAUCAACUGUUACAAUCCAAACUUACUCAGAGCUUGGAAAGCUAACAUGGAUAUUCAGUACGUAUUAGAUCCUUAUGCUUGUGCUGUUUAUAUCCUUUCAUAUAUUACUAAAGGCCAAAGAGGAAUGAGCAAGUUACUUCGUAAGGCAUGUGAAGAAGCAAAAGAAGGCAAUAAGAACAUUGUUAACAAGGUGAGACAUAUUGGUAACAAAUUUCUCAAUGCUGUUGAAAUAAGUGCACAAGAGGCUGUCUACUUAGUAAUGCAAAUGCCUUUGAGACGAUCGUCUCGAGAAUUUCAAUUUAUCAACACAUCUGACCCAAAUGAAAGAACAUUCUUGUUAAAAAGCAUGGAUAAAAUUAAAGAACUUCCUGAUCAUUCUGUUGAUAUUGAAUCAGAUAACAUUAUUAAAAGAUAUCAGAGAAGACCAAAGAAAUUAGAAAACUUAUGUCUCGCUGAUUUUGUGGCUUGGUUCAAUUGUAAAAGUGACAGCAAUCAAAAAAGCAAACUUAAAUCAAAUUCAUCAUUAAUAGAUGAUUAUCUUAAAGAGAGUAAUUUCGAUGAUAAUGUAGAUGAUGAUCUAUCUGAUAAAGACCAGGAAAUAUUUGAAAAUGAUGAAAAUGAUGAAUAUGAAAUGAAAGGUGGAAUGACGCUGGUGAAGAGACAAAAGCCAAGAAUCAUACGGUCAGUUAGAUUUAAUAAAAACAAAGAUCCAGAAAAUUAUUGUAGAGAACAGAUAAUGCUUUACACUGCUUGGAGAAAUGAAAAUACAGAUCUUCUGAAAGACUUCCAAACUUACCAGGAUCGAUAUGAAAUUAUCAAAGAUGUAAUAGAACAAAACAGAAGACAAUACGAGAAUCACACCGAAGUUCUUGAUCAGGCAGUGCAAGAUAUUGAAAGUGAAGAAAAUCUAGUCGCUCCGAAUACGCAGUAUAGAGAUGAACAAGAUAGAGAAAUUGGGACGAAAGCAAGUGAAUUAUUCGGAUGCUUCGAUCCUGGAAAAGAUAAACAACAUGCCCAAUACGACCUGAUAAACGAUAUCGGUUUAUAUCCACGAACGAAUGAUGAUGAAGAAUUAGUUGUGAAAAGGCUGAAUGAUGCCGAUUAUAGAAAACUUGUCCAAUCACUUAACGUUGAACAAAAAGAGUUUUUUUUAUCAUGUACUGAACUCUGUCAAGACUGA